GAUGUAAGGACCCGACCGUUGGAAGGGUGCGGCUGAGGUCGAAGACAGUGGACGUGGGGAGUCAGACCCUCCAGCCACUUAGGAAGUGGCUGAGUAUGUCGCUGGGGACCGAUGAAGGACCGGCUGUCCACACCUCGGGCCCGUGGACCAUGCUUGCCCCCAAAGGAGGCUCCCAGCUGGGCGCCUGGAGGGCGGCACAGGCCCCACCCUUCUUCCUGCUCUGCGUCCCAAAACUUGGGGCUUCGGAAAACUCCUAGAACACCAGCAGGGGAGUGAAAGCCCUUGCAUCGAAUCCCAGCUCCACCACCAACUUUCAUGUGACCUUGAGUCGCUAGCUGUCCCUGCCUGCCUCAGUUUCCAUCUCCGAGCCGAGUUGCUGGACCCAGCCCCUCCCAGAGGGAACAAGGCUUUGAAAGUGUGUUCUGCUGCAGAACCUGAGACCAUGGCCAAACCAGCACAGGGUGCCAAGUACCGCGGCUCCAUUCACGACUUCCCAGACUUCGACCCCGGCCAGGAUGCCGAGGCUCUGUAUAACGCCAUGAAGGGCUUCGGCAGUGACAAGGAGGCCAUCCUGGAGCUGAUCACCUCGCGGAGCAACAGGCAGAGGCAGGAGAUCUGCCAGAGCUACAAGUCCCUCUACGGCAAGGACCUCAUUGCAGACUUGAAGUAUGAGCUGACGGGGAAGUUUGAACGACUGAUUGUGAACCUGAUGAGGCCACUUGCUUACUGUGAUGCCAAAGAAAUUAAAGAUGCCCUCGCGGGCAUCGGCACCGAUGAGAAGUGCCUCAUUGAGAUCUUGGCUUCCCGGACCAACGAGCAGAUGCACCAGCUGGUGGCAGCGUACAAAGAUGCCUACGAACGGGACCUGGAGGCUGACAUCAUUGGCGACACCUCUGGCCACUUCCAGAAGAUGCUUGUGGUCCUGCUCCAGGGGACCAGGGAGGAGGACGAUGUAGUGAGCGAGGACUUGGUGCAGCAGGACGCCCAGGACCUGUACGAGGCAGGGGAACUGAAAUGGGGAACAGACGAAGCCCAGUUCAUUUACAUUUUGGGGAAUCGCAGCAAGCAGCAUCUUCGGUUGGUGUUUGAUGAGUAUCUGAAGACCACGGGGAAGCCCAUCGAAGCCAGCAUCAGAGGAGAGCUGUCCGGGGACUUUGAGAAGCUGAUGCUGGCUGUGGUGAAGUGUAUCCGAAGCACCCCAGAGUAUUUCGCUGAGAGACUCUUCAAGGCCAUGAAGGGCCUGGGGACUCGGGACAACAGCCUGAUCCGCAUCAUGGUCUCCCGUAGCGAGCUGGACAUGCUUGACAUUCGGGAGAUUUUCCGGACCAAGUAUGAGAAGUCCCUUUACAGCAUGAUCAAGAAUGACACCUCUGGCGAAUACAAGAAGGCUCUGCUGAAGCUGUGUGGGGGAGAUGAUGAUGCUGCUGGCCAGUUCUUCCCGGAGGCAGCGCAGGUGGCCUAUCAGAUGUGGGAGCUUAGUGCAGUGGCCCGAGUAGAGCUGAACGGAACUGUGCGUCCAGCCAACGACUUCAACCCUGACGCAGAUGCCAAAGCACUGAGGAAAGCCAUGAAGGGAAUUGGAACUGACGAAGACACCAUCAUUGACAUCAUCACGCACCGCAGCAAUGCCCAGCGGCAGCAGAUUCGGCAGACCUUCAAGUCUCACUUUGGCCGGGACUUGAUGGCUGACCUAAAGUCUGAGCUUUCUGGAGACCUGGCACGGCUGAUUCUGGGGCUAAUGUUGCCACCGGACCAUUAUGAUGCCAAGCAGUUAAAGAAGGCAAUGGAGGGGGCCGGCACAGAUGAAAAGGCUCUCAUCGAAAUCCUAGCUACUCGGACCAACGCUGAAAUCCGGGCCAUCAAUGAGGCCUACAAGGAAGACUAUCACAAGUCCCUGGAGGAUGCCCUGAGCUCAGACACAUCCGGCCACUUCAAAAGGAUCCUCGUCUCUCUGGCUACGGGGAACCGUGAGGAGGGAGGAGAAGAUCGGGACAGGGCCCGGGAAGAUGCGCAGGUGGCGGCUGAGAUCUUGGAAAUAGCAGACACGUCCAGCAGUGGAGACAAAACUUCCCUGGAGACGCGUUUCAUGAUGAUCCUGUGUACACGUAGCUACCCGCACCUCCGGAGAGUCUUUCAGGAGUUCAUCAAGAUGACCAACUAUGACGUGGAGCAUGUCAUCAAGAAGGAGAUGUCUGGGGAUGUCAAGGAUGCGUUUGUGGCCAUUGUUCAGAGUGUCAAGAACAAGCCUCUCUUCUUUGCUGACAAACUUUAUAAGUCCAUGAAGGGUGCCGGCACGGACGAGAAGACCCUCACCAGGAUCAUGGUCUCCAGGAGUGAGAUCGACCUGCUCAACAUCCGGCGGGAGUUCAUUGAGAAAUACGACAAGUCGCUGCACCACGUGAUUGAGGGCGACACCUCCGGAGACUUCAUGAAGGCCUUGUUGGCUCUCUGUGGUGGCGAGGACUAGGGCUGCCGGCCUUGGCGGACACCUCAGCCGAGAAAUGGUCAUCGGCACCAGCCACCAUGACCCAGCCUGAUUGCUCCAGCUUCAGAGACUAGGGGGGGGGGGGGGCGGGGGGCGGGGGGCUCUUGUCGUCAACCGGGGUUUAGGAAAGGCUCCCACUCCCAGUGGCCACUGAAGGCCCAGCUGGUCACCCCUUAAUCUGAGCGGCUGGAGGACCGUAGCCAUAGAUUCCGUCCACCUCCACUGCCCAUCCUCCUGGCACCUCUGUCCCUGCCACAGCCCUGCCUGGUUUGGGCAUUGUCAAAUCCAGAAACAUACUGAGCCUCUGUCU
Molossus molossus (Pallas's mastiff bat) is the source of this 2795-nucleotide messenger RNA. It is a transcript of the gene ANXA6, whose product is annotated as annexin A6. The record is from RefSeq and is a predicted model, not a curated record. Lineage: Eukaryota; Metazoa; Chordata; Mammalia; Chiroptera; Molossidae. Bases 443 to 2467 code for a protein of 674 amino acids. Gene Ontology annotation, biological process: mitochondrial calcium ion homeostasis; plasma membrane repair; apoptotic signaling pathway. Gene Ontology annotation, molecular function: GTP binding; phosphatidylserine binding; cholesterol binding. The transcript is spliced from 26 exons. Gene Ontology annotation, cellular component: cytoplasm; focal adhesion.